Solanum stenotomum is the source of this 387-nucleotide messenger RNA. RefSeq lists its product as uncharacterized. NCBI's taxonomy places the organism in Eukaryota, Viridiplantae, Streptophyta, Magnoliopsida, Solanales, Solanaceae. Bases 1 to 387 code for a protein of 128 amino acids. Gene Ontology annotation, biological process: chromatin remodeling. The record is from RefSeq and is a predicted model, not a curated record. Gene Ontology annotation, cellular component: nucleus. The transcript is spliced from 3 exons.
AUGGGAGGUUAUAGGGAUAGAAAUGGAGUGGGCAUUCUUGUAGACAGGGAUUUGAGGGAGCAAGUGGUGGAGGUUAGGAGGAUCAAUGAUAGGUUGAUGUUGAUUAAACUAGUAAUUGGAGGUUGUACUUUGAAUGUUAUUAGUGCUUAUGCACCUCAAGUGGGCUUGGGCGAGGAGGUCAAAAAGCUCUUUUAUGAGGAUUUGGAUGAGGCAGUUAGAGGUAUACCGAUCACCGAGAAAAUUGUCAUUGGUGGAGAUUUUAAUGGCCAUAUCGGGGCAACUUCUAAUGGCUUUGAUGAUGUUCAUGGAGGCUUUGGUUUUGGGGAGAGAAAUGGGGGCGGUUCUUCGCUUCUGGAUUUUGCUAAGGCUUUCGAGUUGCAGAGAUGA